Messenger RNA from Gamsiella multidivaricata, 914 nucleotides. RefSeq lists its product as uncharacterized. Bases 160 to 702 code for a protein of 180 amino acids. NCBI's taxonomy places the organism in Eukaryota, Fungi, Mortierellomycota, Mortierellomycetes, Mortierellales, Mortierellaceae. The transcript is spliced from 4 exons. The record is from RefSeq and is a predicted model, not a curated record.
UCACUCACUCCACAUUCUCACACCCACCACUGCCUCUGUUACGACCUUCACCAUCGCACCACUACUGCCAACCUCGGUAUCAUCCACUCUCGAUAGCCGAUCCAUAGGUCUUAUCCGCAAUUACAUGCGGCAGCAACCAAAAGAGACGUCCUCUAGCAAAUGAACGAGCCCUCAACUGUCGUCCGUACCAACCCCGAUACUGACGCACACAUGGGUGUUCUCCUAGCUGAGGGGGCGCAUUCGCCAGUACGCAGCACAGGCGGAUCAGGUUCAGGUUCAGGUUCAGGUUCAGGCUCAGGCUCAGGCUCAGGAUCAGGAGUAGAAGCAGGAUCAGGAUCAAGAGCAGGUGCAGAAGCAGGAACAGGAGCAGGAACAGGAACAGGAAAAGGAGGAUUGCAGGCAAUUGCACAGGGAGUAGCUUUGAGCAACAUUACUGCAGAGAGUAAUGAAGAUUUGAUGUUUAUGGCCGGUGAGAACGUGCUGUUGCUGCAGCGUUUAGGUGAUGGGCUUUGCAUGGUUACAAUCAGAACUGAGCAACCCUGGACCAUUUUACCAUUGAAUGGGGUGAAUGGUUCCUGGGUGCAGUGCUCUCCUGGCGGUGAUUGUAGUCGUAGUGGUGCUCUUAUGGUGCUCAGAUCCGAUCUAGGUGCCUUCCCCCGCCCUGGACCCUAUCGCCAUGAAUUAUAUAUAUUUACGAUCUAGAACAGAGGUCGGGAAGGAAAAGAGGCGGGCAGGUGGUGUAGGAUCAUGCUGUCGGGCAUCCACGAGAAAGGGGAUGCAGGCGUAAUUUACCAGCAUGACCUUCGCGAUAGACACUCAUUCUUAUUUUUAUUUUUGGACUUUUUGAACUCGAUAGGGGUAUUGUGAGGGCGUUGUGGGGCGAUUUAAAGAGGCGGAUGUUGAUUUCACUGCAG